GAAAACAGAUCUUAGUUCAAAGUGCUUAAGCAUGCACAAUCAGCACAGGGUUAGCGAGUCAGUGACAUCGGAAGUUACUUCCCAUUUUCCAUCUGCUGAGAUAGAAACUGCUAAGGGUGACUUUAAUGAGAAAAUGUGUAUGUUGAAGAACAGCGGAAGAUGUUUGACACUUGAAUUACAUCGCUGUUCAGAUUUACAUUCGGUGCUCGAAGGUUCAAAUUCCGCCCCAACGAGUAGACAGGUUUUGGAAGAUUUCGAGAGUAAAAUGGACAGAUGUCUACAUCAAACUCCGCCUGAUUAUCCGUCAAGGGACAAUUCUAACGGAACUGUUGCUCUAGUUGCAAAGAAACCCUCAUCGGGACAAGAGUCUUCAUCUCUUGAAGCGAUUACAGAGAAAAUACCAUGUUCAUCUCGAAGGUGGGUGAAUGAGUGCGAUUCUAUUGAGCGUGGGACUCUAUCCCAAAUAUUAGCAAGUUCAAACUACUCAAAAGAAAGUCUGCCUUCAGUUUCCUCCUCCAGUACUUCAGAGGUCCUGGACAAUAUUUCAAGUUCUUCGCCAACGAAAAGCACUGAUGGUCGCUCUAAUGAUGAAUCAGAAAUGAAGUCAGACUUGUUGGGGUUUGAAGAAGAAGGAAGUAGUAGCAGUUUGUCUCUUUCGGAAUGCUCCUCCCAUUCAGACCAUGGAAGCUAUAGCCAGUCACGUCCUACUGUGGAAGAGAAGUUUUCCUUUGAUAAAUUGUCUGUUGCCGAACAUUCAUUUAGUGUGUCAGUUGGCCAGCAGGAUAGAAUUGGUGCGCAUUAUUCAACCCAAAAAGAAGACAGAGAAAUAACAAACAACGUUGAACAGCACAAGUCGGCUGAAACUGCUGAAAUAACUUCCCGUGAGGAAUGUCAGCUCAAUGUAGUACCAAAUGUGAAUGACGUCACUGACGAAAAUAUGUUCGACGCUUCUUCUAUUUCAAACUUGCCCGAAAGGAAUAGAAACUUGAAAAUGCGGGAAUCUAUAGAGGACAACCAACCUACUGCUAGUAUCCAAACUUUACCAAUACCUGUUCGGCAAACUGAAGACAGUGGUAAAACGACAGGACGAGCUUGUGUGAAACGGAAAGUUUGUAAAGGGAACAGUGAAUACACGACACCAUCUUCGCCUCGUGCUAAACAGUUUCUUCGUGAAAUGAAUUUUAAAUCGUCUUCAGCUCCAUUAUUACGAUUGCAGACCAAUUCUUUGACACAAGCUAACCCAAGGAAGUCACCAAGUGCUCCUGCUUCUCCUGAUGACGUCAGGUGCCUUCAGGAUACAACACUCGAAGAAAACAAGGUUUUCAAUCCUCCUCGGUCUCAGUCUGUCAGGGAGUUAUCAGAGUUGGAGGCAAUAGAAGCUUGCAAUUGGCUCAGAGCAGCAGGAUUUCCGCAGUAUUCCCAGAUUUACGAAGAUGGACAUUUUUCAAUUAAUAUCAGUAGUGUUCAAGAAGAUCAUAAAUUCCUUGAUCCUGAUUCAAUUCAAGCAUUAAUCAGACGGCUAAACAUUUUGAACAAGUGUGCAAAAAUGAAGGUAGAAAACCUGCCACGGAAAUCUAUUCAGCCUCCAGAAGAAAGUGAUGAAGAACAAUGUGCACUUAGUGAAAACUGGCAAUUUCAGCGUACUAGUCGUAGAUGGUCUCGAAUUCCUUCACCUCUGGAAGUUAGCAUUGCUGUCAAUAAACAUCUGAAACACUCAUCUCCUACAGAGCAAUUUUUUCCAGACAAUGACCUCUUCACAAGUAGCCAUGAUAGUGUAUUUAUGGAUGAUCAUCAGAGUAGUCCUGAUAGUCCAAGAGUAGCCUAUUUAUCCAACUUUGAAGAACAUAUAACCAGUGAUUUCUUGUGUGUCCCAUUGGAUGAAGAUCAUUUUACAUCUGGUUCAGGAGGAUCAACUAGUUGUGGUUCUGAGAAGUCAUCAGAUUUUUCAGAAAAUAGCUUAGAAAGCCUUCGUCGUAGUGGGAGUGAAAGAUUUAAAGAUAGUGCAAAGGCUUUAUUACGAAGAAUUGAAAGUCUCAAAGGAAAACGUAAAAAGAAGAAUCGUGAAGGUUUAGUGAUUGGUGAGCAACUUAUCGCAAAUGAGGUAGCCAAUGAUUCAUCACAAGGCAGUGAAGCAGAUGGCAGCUCACCAAGUAGUUUGGCACCUUCUCCACAACUCUCUUGUCACAAAACUCCACAAGACUCUGCAUCUGACCAAGGUUCUCUUCAAGGAGAAGGUUCUGAAGAGAGUCAACAUAUCACACCUCAAGUGCAAUACAGAAAAAGGUGGCAAAGACAUCAGGAGACUGACUUGCAUGUUGCUAGUACUUCAGAAUCAUCUACACCAAAGCUGUGGCAUCAUGGCAAAGAUACAAACAGCAAUGUUACAGAAGAUCUAAAAGAAGAGCAUUCUGCCAGACAAAAUAACCAAGAUGAGAACAUCUUUCUCAAAGAAGACAACAAUGGAAAAUUAGGAAAAAACAGAUCUAAUAUUGAUAAUAAAAACAUUAAUAAAGAAGACAGUGACUGUAGUUCUUUCACUAAAUCAGCUCAGCAGUUGCCAACAGAGAUCUCUAAACAAAAAGGAGGUGAAGAACAGGCUAUACAGAUUAGCAAUGUACCUCCUCCAACAAUUAUUCUCAGUCGAACAACUUCAGUUGAACAGUCAAGCAACAAGCCGAAUAGAAAUAUUAGAGAGGACUUAGACACUGAAGUACUCAGCUCUCAGGACGAAGGUGAGAGGUUGAUGUUGAGCACAAGAGAAAGACGAGACUCUGGUGUUGGCUCAUCUCUGACUAGAAGUUCUUUGUGCAGCUCAGCAUCGCAAACAAGAUGGCAUUGGUUCCCCUCAAUUCGACGUCAAAGUUCCAUAAACAUUCGGACAGUUACAUCACAUGGCCUUCAUAUUAGUAGCUUAUCAGCAUCCCAGUUAAUGAAAUUAAGAAAGUUAGCCCUUCUUAAAAUGACAUCUCUGAUGGAAAAGUACAACCCUACAAGCCGAACCGGAUGGAACUGGGGAGUACCAAAAUUUAUCAAAAAGAUCCGCACCCCAGACUACAAAGAUAAGGUAGUGUUUGGAGUACCAUUGCUUUUGAUUCUUCAAAAGACUGGUCAGCCUCUACCUCCUUCUAUUCAAGCUGCCAUGCGCUACCUUCAGAAGACAGCAGUAAAUGCUGUUGGUCUUUUCCGAAAGUCUGGAGUCCGAUCACGAAUUCAGAAGUUGAGAAACCUGAACGAAUCCAAUCCAGAAAACAUAAGUUAUGAAGACCAGCAACCCUAUGAUGUUGCAGACAUGUUGAAGCAAUACUUCAGAGAACUUCCAGAUGCUUUAUUAACCAAUAAGCUAUCAGAAACCUUCAUCAGCAUCUUUCAGUAUAUCCCAACUGAGAAUCAGAAAGAAGCAGUACAGGCUGCUAUUCUAUUGAUGCCUGAUGAAAAUCGUGAGGUACUCCAGUCUUUGCUCACAUUCCUUCAAGAGGUUUCUCAGUGUUGUGAUGAAAACCAGAUGACAGCAACAAACCUCGCUGUAUGCUUUGCACCAUCGCUGUUUCACCUCACCAUUCCAAGAAGUGCUAGUGCCAGCCCAAGACGAAGGAAAACCGUAGGAGUUCCAGACCAACGGGAGAUUAAUGAGAACCGAGCUGCACAUGAAUGCUUAAGCUACAUGAUCACUAACUGCAAGCAACUGUUUUCUGUAACAGAGGAAACCCUUCGACGAGCUAAUGCUGAGCAGUGGGAACCUCCGACAUUAGAAGAACUUGGAAGCCUGACCAAUUCCAAGAACUAUAACUGGAAAACCCAUGUUGAAAUGUAUCUACAAGGAUUGCAAAAGGAAGCACGUGAUAAGUUCAAGGGCUGGAUUGUGCUUCCUCACAAUGAUUCCGUGGAAGUUUCAUAUAAAAAAGUGGAUGAUGGUCAUCCAUUGAGGCUAUGGAAACUGUCAGUUGAAGUGGAAGCUCCUCCAGUGGAGUUAUUGAAUAGGUUAAUGAGAGACAGAAAUGUGUGGGAUGACUCCUUAGCAAAAUGGAGAAUUGUUUCUAGACUAGACAACCAGUCUGAAAUAUUUCAGUACGUCUGCAAUUCAAUCAGUCCUCAUCCUCCUAGAGAUUAUUGUGUUCUCAGGUCCUGGGUAACAGAUGUUCCCAAAGGUUCUUGUACACUGGUGGAAAUGUCCAUUGAUCAUUCUGAUGCUCCUUGUUUACAAGGGAGUGUACGAGGAGUUGUGCUUGCCUCACAUUUCUUGAUUGAACCUUGUGGGGCCGGCAAGUCUCGUGUGACUCGUAUUUGUCGAGUUGAUACUCGGGGAAGAUCACCAGAAUGGUACAAUAAAUCAUUUGGCCAUAUAUGUGCUCUUCAACUCGCACGUCUCAGAGAUUCUUUCACACAUGGAACAGAAGGUCCUGAAACAAAAGUCUAACUCCAUAUUGUGGACCAUCUAACUAUUCCAUUCCAUAUUGUCCCUUUUUGUUCUUGUUUAUUGAGGCAAGUUUCAGAAAGAGGGUCUCAUUUCUCAUCUAUUUUAAAUGUAUAAUUCCAAACUAGUCAUGGGCCUUCAUUAUUCGUUUAAAAAAAAACAACAACAAAAAACACAGAAUUCAUGUGUUCAUGCAUGUAUAAACAUUUCAGGUUGUUUACAGAAAACUUUUAAAAGGUCCUCCUUACUAUUAAACAAAUGCAAAGAUAUAUUGGGCCAAUUAUAAGGACCUUCUGUAGUUUGUAGUUUUUCAAACCAAAAAGGGUGAGUUUUUGUGAUACGUGCCUCAUAAACUGGACAAGACCCAGUUAUUGGACCUGUCACAUAAGCCUUUUAUCAUUCUGAGAUUUGUAUAGUCUGUUUUUGUACAAAGAAAAUGAGCUAAUGUGUAGUUUGUUCUUAAGGAUUUUUAAGUUUGCAAAUUACAACUGUUGGUAUUUAAACAUCUUUCUUGUAAUCGUUAAUAUUCUUUUCCUUUCUCUUGACAAUGCCUUAUAUUAGCUGCAUACAUUUCAGAUUCUCCAGUGAUUUAUGGUUUUCGUACAUUAUAUUAUGUUUGAAGUGUUUAUAAUAUUUGGUGACGUUUAUGUGUUGUGUGUGUUGGACAACACCCAAAAUAUAUAUUUGAUUACUGUACAUUGUAGAAGAAGCCGCUUCAAAUAUAUAAGAUUGAUUUCAGGCCAGUUGUAUUGAAGAUGUAUUUUUAACAAUUACCGAUAGUUUUUUUUGUUACACGUUAAGAUAUUUAGCUGUUUUAAAAGUUACUUGUACUCUAUGAAUAGAUUGUACAUUUAUUAUACAGUAAUACAUAUAUAUUGUGUUAGAACACCAUGUUUGUGUAAUGCACAUUCAGUGUUUCAUUGUUGUAAGUCUAUAAAGAAAAACAAUUAGUUAUAUUAGUUAUGUACAAAAUAAGAUAUUAAUUCUUUUCUUUUGUGAAAAUCUCUCAUUGCUUGACUGUUUAAUUGUAAAAUGGGUUGUGUAAAAGUGAUAAUUAAACAAAGAAUGUGCCAUUUUCUGUUAACUUUGAAAUGAUAACUUGGUUAAAUAAUCAACUGAUGCCCAUUAAGAUUAGUAGAAUGUUUUUAUUAUUGCAUUUUUUUCUGGAAAUUAAAAAGAAAAAUACAUGUAAAGGUAUGAAAUGUUUUAUUGUUGUUGUUAUUAACUGACUCUUAAACUGCAUUUAAGUAUGUACCAGAAUAUCUAAACAUGUACAUAUAAUAUAGUCUUCAAAACUGGCUGGUGCUUAAGUUUAGUGAAAAAUGGUAUAAAAUGUGAUGUAACCUGUCAAAAAGUUUUCUUUCGUAUAUCUACUAUCAACAUGUAAUUGAUGAUGAUACUGUACAAAACUUAAUUUCUUAAACAAUUUUUUUUAAUCAUUUCAAUAAUACUUCUUUUACUUUAUAUAUCCUUUUUAUUUUAUUGUUAAUUGAAUCUGGCUUAAUCCCAUAUUGUACUUACUCAAAGGCAUACAGGGGAUUUUUCAGAGGGGGGCUGUACAAUUUUUGCCCUUUUGUUAAAAUUUCUGCUACCAGUUUUUCCCGAUUGAAGGUAAAAAUUGCCCAAAUCAUCGUAUUUCCUGCCCUCGAAUUUUUUUCUAGGGAAAACUGAAAAUUUGUCUGAAUGGCCAUCUGUAUUUCAAGCUAUGGGGGAGCUGCCACUCCUUCAAUACCCCACCUUGUACACCUAUGUACUUACUCAUAAAGGAUUCUCUUUUGUCAUCUGAGCCUCUGGUAAAGCAUUUUUCAAUGUCAACUUAAGUUGGUAAAACUACAAGCCUGGAAAAAAAAACGUUAUUUAACAUAAUGGUUAAUGUUUUUGGCUGCAGAUUGAAAGGUCCAAGGUUCAAGACAUGAUACUACUGAACAUGCUUUGCACUUUCAGCUGUGAGGACAUUAUAACUUUAUUUGGUUAAGAAUAGUCACAUAAGCAGUGGGAACUACUGACUAACUGUCCUCCCUCUGGUUAGAAGUUAUAAGUUAGGAAUGGUUAUGCCUGAACCUUUGGGGUCUCCGACUUGACAAUUUAACCCAUGUGUUACAUAGAGUAUUCUUCCAAUUGAAAAUACAAAAACCAAACAAUUUUGCAAAAUUCUUUAAAAACUAUAAUUGACAUGUUUUGUAAAAUAUCUUUACAUUGACAUUUGCAAAUUUGUUAUUGCCAAGAAGAUAGUAAAUGAAUGUUUGAUUUUCAAAUAUCAUGUUACAAUGGUCAAUUUUUCAUUUAAAAGAAGUUUUGAUAUCAAGGCAACUGCAAUGAAGCUUCUAUUGGGGGGGGGGGGUUAAUGUGAUCGGAUAUUCCAUGAUAUUCCAGGUGAUCUGAUGUGCUUGGACAUGGUUUAAAUAUUAUGUUGACAAAAAUUGAAUCCUGUUCUUUACUUAUCUGUAUUAUAUUAGGUGACAUUAUGAAUAUUGUUAUUUGGUGCUGGUAGUAGCAAUACUACUUAGGAUUAGGUCGUGUAAAGUUAAUUAGUUGGUUCUCUGACACGUAGGAGUGGUUUUGUAACCUGCAGGUUGAAUGUUUUUCUCUUCUCCAAUUAGAGACAAGAUUAUUUUUGUUAAGUUCAAAAGAUAUAUUGCAGGACAAAUGUUUGCCUUCAUUUGCAUGUGGAAACACAGCCAGGGGAAUAGAAGGUUCGAAGGACAACCCUAAUUUUCUACGUAUGUUAAAAUGUUUUCUGACUUUUUAGAAGGUACAUGUUUUAGGAAAAAGACACCCCUCCCACUUUGUCUAGCUGGCUAUGCUACUGGUAUAAGACCAUAAUUGAAUGCAUGUUUUUUUCUCAUUGAACUGGGUAAACUGUUGUCUAGUAGCCUGAUAAAAUAAACCUUUUUACUUUGUGAUUUUGAAAAACGUUUCUCCUUUAGAACCGUGUUAUUAGGUAACAUUAUUUUAGGUUGAAACCAGUAACAAUAAAAAGGAUUCUAUUUAAAGGAACUAAUAAGAUAUAUAUAAUUUAUUAUUUAGUAGUAUUUUAUGCAUUGUUUAUAAACAUUCGAAAUUUCAUUUGCUUCAGGUUGACUUUCACAUAUUUUAAACAAUUUUUUUCUUCAAGCAUUUGUUUAUUGUUUGUGGGUUUUUUUUCUGAUUAAUCAAAUUCAGUUGGUGUGCUUUGAAUUUAACCAUGUAAAUGUUUUUAAUAAAUUUGUAUUAUUACUUUGAGAUUCUGAUUACAAUGGGAACCACUGAAGUUUUAAGAAAUAUUUAGUGAUAUUUACAUACAUUUUUGGAUUUCUUUUUUAAUUAUUUGUGAAAAUGAAAACUGUGAAGCAAGGAAAAAAAAAAAGAUUUAAUGUAAAAUAAGGUGUGAAAAUGUAAAACAAAAUAUGAAUUUUAACUCAGUGUAAACUUCUAUUGGUAAUUUUACAAAAGCACUAUUUAAGUUGCUUUUUUUUCCCCAUUAGUUAUAAUACAGCAUUAACAAUGUGAAAAAAAAUAUGUGGACCAAAAUGUUACAAUUACAAUUCAGUUGUUGUUUGCAUGAGAAUAUCAUUACCACAUAAUAACAUAGACAAUGGUCUAUAUACAACUACAAGUUAAUGCAAUGCAUUUCUCUUAAUGUUGUAACUGCUAACCUGAAAUGGAUGUACAAUUAUAAUAACUGUCUUUGCAGUUCAUUCUCAUAAUAUGCCUUUUUUUCGUAAAUUCUUUCCGUAUAACUAUGUUAUUUCAUUAUCGAUUGCUUUAAGUAUCAAAAGAAAAAAAUUGUUAAAUAAUAUCAUUGUAGAAAAAUGUAGAAACUCCUUUUUAGGUCUUUAAAUCAACAAUUUGCCUUUCUUAAUGAAAUCGUACAUAGAAGACAAAAAUAUAGAAUUAUUUAUUUUCUUUGAAAAUAACGUUACAAACAACGAAAGAAUCGUUCCAUAAGUUAUAUACUCACCUAAGUUGGUCCAGAAAUAUGAAAGUUGAUUAGUUUACCCCAUGACAAAUUCAGUAAUCUUUAUUUGUGUUUAAAGUCACUGGUAAAUCCAGAUGAAAUACUUCGUAAUUUGCUGACUGAGAUGUUUUAGCAGCUAUUAUGUUAUAGAAGUCAACAAUAAAUGUUUAUUUCAGAAUUGUGUGCGUUGCACGGUGCUUCUGAAGAAAUCAAAAUGAUGAAAUAAUGAGCAACAAACGAACCUCAUCUCUGAGAAAUUAGGUCGUUUAUUUAGUCAAAUUUGACGAAGAAAUAUAGUAACCGUUUUUUUUUUUAAAGAAUAUUACACCUAGUAAUAAGUAAAAUUAUAAAUGAAUUCCUGGCGAUAUGAAGACUUAAGAAAUAACCAAGGUACACUUAUUAAGAUUCUGUAUAUUUAUAGUUCAUAAGUGUGUUUUUUGCUGCUUUAAUACUCUACAAUAUCUGCAUUACUUGUCGAUAGAUUUUAUUGUACCAAAUUGUUGUUUCUCGCAAAUUACGAAAAUUAUGAUGUGUUACAUUUCUCAAACAGGUAACAAACCUAACUUGUACAAAUCGUGCUAAGAAUAAAGUUAUUGUUAAACUACUGA
Messenger RNA from Limulus polyphemus (Atlantic horseshoe crab), 8956 nucleotides. Its product is annotated as rho GTPase-activating protein 7-like. The coding region runs from base 32 to 4414 and encodes 1460 amino acids. NCBI's taxonomy places the organism in Eukaryota, Metazoa, Arthropoda, Merostomata, Xiphosura, Limulidae. Gene Ontology annotation, molecular function: lipid binding; GTPase activator activity. The record is from RefSeq and is a predicted model, not a curated record. The transcript is spliced from 18 exons. Gene Ontology annotation, biological process: actin cytoskeleton organization; signal transduction; regulation of Rho protein signal transduction.